Molecule: messenger RNA, 2086 nt
Organism: Oncorhynchus tshawytscha (Chinook salmon)
Lineage: Eukaryota; Metazoa; Chordata; Actinopteri; Salmoniformes; Salmonidae
Product: vacuolar protein sorting-associated protein 13C-like
Exons: 5
Coding region: 1372-1803 (143 amino acids)
Source: RefSeq, a predicted model, not a curated record
GAAGGGGUUGAGGUUGAUUAUGGGGGUUGUGUGUUUUCUACGUGAUGUAAUUCAAGUCCUAGUAAUCAAUUAUCUUAGUUCUAUCAAUGGUCAGUUAAAAUGUCUGAUCGUUGUCGACACACACACACACACACACACACACACACACACAUACACACACACACAUAAGUGAAGCUCUGUGUCAAAGUUCAAACUCCUUUUUCUAUAUCUGGUUUGUAAAUGUGUAUACUAUGCUGAUUUAAUGACUCUUAAUUCAGUUUUCUUCGCUGAAGACUGCAUUGUUUUGCAUGCCAAAGGGAAAACAUCUCUGUCCGUACAAUACCUCAGUCUUGUUUUUUUAAGUCAGGGUUUUUUGUAUUACUUUUGCCGAAUUAAAUCUUUUCCAAUUUUAUUUCGUAUUUACAGAAUUAGGAAAUGAAACGAUUUAGCCUGCUAUAAUAUAUGUAGAUCAUUUAUCCAGCCCUUUAUAAACUACCCUAUAUACAAAAAAUAAUAAUAAUAAAUGAUUGAAAAUAAUAUUUUACUAAAGAUAUGUAGUCUUUUGUUUUUUUUUGACUAGUAACUAUACUCCAGCAGACAUUUGCAAUAUUUUUUAUAAAAGGUUCAUAGCGUCACCUUGGAAAUCAUUGCUUUCCUAUCUUUAUAUACAGUAUGCACUCAUAAUGAUAUAUUGAUGCUAUACUCCUACAUUUAAUUGUCUGAGUUACUAUAACCGUAUGCUAAAUGAUUUAGAAACUGUGCUGUUGUUCAAAGAAGCAUGACCAAAUUAAUGUUAUAUUUGAUAGAUAAUUUGUAAAUAUUUUCCAACGUAUAUAUACAUACAAUCCAUAACUCCCUAGUUAGUCUGACUGCCUCAAACUAUAUGAAUGUAUGCUAAUGUGACGGGUAAUGCUUUGUUUCUAUUGGUCAAUACAUUCACUAUGUUCUACAAUCCAUAACUCCCUAGUUAGUCUGACUGCCUUAAACUAUAUGAAUGUGUGUUAAUGUGACGGGUAAUGGUUUGUUUCUAUUGGUCAAUGCAUUCACUAUGUGACGGGUAAUGGUUUGUUUCUAUUGGUCAAUGCAUUCACUAUGUUCUAUUGUCUGUGUGUGAUGUCACUUUCAACCUGAAAUCUAAUAAACCUAUAUACACUCACUUAAUUACAUGUGGAAAAUCCAUGGCGAUGAUUUGCUCGUUGACGGGUAAAGUUUGCUUAGAAAGGGAAGUUUAGCUACACUAAAUUCGGCGUGUACAUGCAGUGGACACACGUUCCGUGCUUUUAGGGCCCAUAAUGCAAUUCUUCAGAAAAUGGGCGUGGCUUCACAACGUUUUCAGAUGUGAAGAACGUAAUGCAGAGGAGAGCGGAGACAAAAUCUUUGCUUUAGCUAAUUAUGACAAAUGUUAAGAAAAUGUUGAGCAAUAGGUCAGAGAUCAAGCAGCUGGAAGGAGAGAUCUUCAGAGAACACUGUUUGUACCCUGGACACAGGAAGACCAACGUCAUAGUGACCAACAGGAGAGUGAUGUGUGUGAAGGAGGUGGAGUUUGUGCGACACUUCAACAAAGAGUGGGAGUGUCCGUUUGAGCAUUUCUCAAGGCCUCCGUACGUGGAAGGAGGAGACCUGAUGAUCUACUGCAAGGAACAGAACAAGCUGAAGUUCCAAAAGAGAGGUGGACAGGAACCCAUGAGAGUGCUGCACCUCCAGAACCCUGCCACUGCCCAGAAACUGUGUGAGGCCAUAGAGCAGGCCCAGUCGGCCCAGAGGCAGCAUCGGAUGGUGAAGCAAAAAUCACAGCGCUUUCUCAAACUGGGAGACAAGUGUUGAUGUCAUCGCCGGCCCGGAAUGAUGUCAUGGUUACCCAGAAUGAUGUCCUGGUUACCCAGAAUGAUGUCCUGGUUACCCAGAAUGAUGUCAUGGUUACCCAGGCUGACGUGAUCACUACUCAGUAGGUGAUCAACACCCAGAAUGUCACCACUGCUCAGCCAGUACACUGUUCCUGCUACUGUACUGCCCAGCCCAACACACUGUACAGCCCAGCCCAACACACUGCUACUGUGCCCAGCCCAACACACUGCUACUGUGCCCAGCCCAACACACUGCUACUGCC